UAAUAACGUAGCGAAGGCGGAGAGUUGGGGAAAGUGAAGGAAAGGAAAUGAACCACAAUCCGCAAUCCAGCGACGGGAAGCACGAUGACGACUCUGCCCUCUCCGACCUCCUUGCCUCUCUCAUGGAUUACACUCCCACUAUACCUGACGAAUUGGUGGAACAUUACUUAUCCAAGAGUGGUUUUCAAUGCCCGAUGGUCGAUUGUAAAAUAAGGCUUGUUUCUGUUGCUACUCAGAAGUUCGUUGCCGAGGUUGCAAGUGACGCACUUCAGCAUUGCAAGGCAAGGCAGGCUGCAGUUGUCAAGGACAAAAGGGAUAAGCAGCAAAAGGAUAAGCGCCUAAUCUUGACGAUGGAUGAUCUCUCAAAAUCAUUGUGUGAGUAUGGGGUGAAUGUGAAGCAUCAGGAGUAUUUUGCUGAUAGCCCAUCCACCGGGAUCGAUCCGGCUUCUAGAGAGGAAUAGUUGGAGUUGGACAUGUUAUUACAUGUUUGUAUUUAGUUGAUCUAUCUUUUUGAGAUGCUAUUACUUGUGCUACCAUAACAUGCUGCCCACUUCUCAUCAACAUAAUGUGUUGCCUGUUGAAUAUUAGGAUGAGUAAUACAUAGGACAAUUUGUCCAGAUUAAUGA
Hibiscus syriacus is the source of this 626-nucleotide messenger RNA. RefSeq names its product transcription initiation factor TFIID subunit 10-like. Gene Ontology annotation, molecular function: promoter-specific chromatin binding; RNA polymerase II general transcription initiation factor activity. Gene Ontology annotation, biological process: transcription initiation at RNA polymerase II promoter. Gene Ontology annotation, cellular component: SAGA complex; transcription factor TFIID complex; nucleus. NCBI's taxonomy places the organism in Eukaryota, Viridiplantae, Streptophyta, Magnoliopsida, Malvales, Malvaceae. The record is from RefSeq and is a predicted model, not a curated record. Bases 48 to 461 code for a protein of 137 amino acids. The transcript is spliced from 6 exons.